Cucurbita maxima (winter squash) is the source of this 318-nucleotide messenger RNA. RefSeq names its product protein SENESCENCE-ASSOCIATED GENE 21, mitochondrial-like. Gene Ontology annotation, cellular component: mitochondrion. Gene Ontology annotation, biological process: response to stress. The transcript has 2 exons. Lineage: Eukaryota; Viridiplantae; Streptophyta; Magnoliopsida; Cucurbitales; Cucurbitaceae. The record is from RefSeq and is a predicted model, not a curated record. Bases 5 to 310 code for a protein of 101 amino acids.
CCCCAUGGCUCGCUUCUUCUCCGGCGUCAAGAUCACCUCCGGUCUCGUUUCCGAUGGACUUUCUAACGCUCUCAUCAGGCGUGGAUAUACGGCGGAAGCAAUGGCGGCGUCACAAAGAGCGGCGAGGGAUGACGGAAUGAUGAAGAAGGAGGAACAAGCAGAAAGGAGUAGAGAGAAGGUGGCGUGGGUUCCAGACCCGGUCACCGGCUACUACCGGCCCGAGAACUACUCCGAUGAGAUCGACGCUGUCGAUCUUCGUGCUAUGAUGAUGUUGCAGCGAAGAAGAAAAUUUAUUGAACAAAAUGAAUAAAUUUGGAU